GUUUAUAUAAAAGAAAUGGCAAUGUUAACGCUUACGCCAAGUUCAUGUGGCUUUGCCAGCAAACUGCGCUUUAAAUUGAAUACCAAAGACUUAGGUUGGCGCCCACAUCAGCGAUUCAGCAUGGAUCGCAACCUUCGCUACGCCGAUGGAAUUAAAAGUUUCUUGGCGCAGACGCACUGGCGCAAUGGCACAGCUGUUUUUCCAAAGCUUUUGCGCUGCCAGUGGAAGACAUGUGAAGGUCAGAAGAAGUUUUUCAGCAACAAAAAUAAUUGCAAGAUGAGUACCCGUAAGUUCUGCGUCGGUGGCAACUGGAAGAUGAACGGCGACCAAAAGACCAUUGCCGACAUCUGCAAGACUUUGAGCUCUGCCCAGCUGGACCCCAACACCGAGGUGGUCAUUGGCUGCCCGGCCAUCUAUCUGAUGUACGCACGCAAUCUGCUGCCCUGCAGCAUUGGCGUUGCCGGCCAGAAUGCCUACAAGACCGCCAAGGGUGCCUUCACCGGCGAGAUUUCGCCCGCUAUGCUGAAGGACAUUGGCGCCGAUUGGGUAAUCUUGGGUCACUCUGAGCGUCGUGCCAUCUUCAACGAAUCUGAUGACCUCAUUGCCGAGAAGGCAGAGCAUGCUCUGGCCGAGGGCUUGAAGGUGAUUGCCUGCAUUGGCGAGACACUGCAGGAGCGCGAGGCGGGCAAGACCAACGAGGUUGUGGCACGCCAGAUGUGCGCCUAUGCCAAGACCAUAAAGGACUGGACCAACGUUGUGGUCGCAUACGAGCCCGUCUGGGCCAUUGGCACCGGCAAGACAGCCACACCCGAUCAGGCCCAAGAAGUGCACGCCUUCCUGCGCAAGUGGCUGACGGAUAACAUCUCCAAGCAAGUGUCCGACUCUCUGCGCAUUCAAUACGGUGGCUCUGUGACCGCUGCCAAUGCUCAGGAGCUGGCCAAGAAGCCCGACAUUGAUGGCUUCCUGGUUGGUGGCGCCUCACUCAAGCCCGAGUUUGUGGACAUUGUGAAUGCCCGCAAGUAAAUUGGAAGAACUGCCGCUACCCACAAACAUCUGCUUAGGAAACUCCUAGGCUGAAUUGCAUUACGCACAGUUUGGCAAGCAUUGUUAUUAUAAAUCUCAUUAGCAAUGAGUUAGAAUUGUUUGCGCCGGAAAGUAGCAAACGCAUGUAAUCUAUUCAAAAUUCCUUGUUCACCAAAUCGCUGUUGUAUUCAUUUUAAUUUAUAAAAUAAUAAAA
Drosophila busckii is the source of this 1237-nucleotide messenger RNA. RefSeq names its product triosephosphate isomerase (gene Tpi). The coding region runs from base 16 to 1023 and encodes 335 amino acids. Gene Ontology annotation, cellular component: cytosol. Gene Ontology annotation, biological process: glycerol catabolic process; glycolytic process; gluconeogenesis. NCBI's taxonomy places the organism in Eukaryota, Metazoa, Arthropoda, Insecta, Diptera, Drosophilidae. Gene Ontology annotation, molecular function: triose-phosphate isomerase activity. The record is from RefSeq and is a predicted model, not a curated record. The transcript has 4 exons.